UCCGCCGCCAUCGGGCAGCGAGCGCGGGAGGCCGGGCCGCCGCCGCGGCCAUGGCGACGGACGUUACUCCUGAGGCUGUUGAGUUUUUGUCCGCAGCUGGAGUCUUCAUUAUCCUCCCUGCAAUCCUCUUCCACUUCAUCAUCAAGAAGCUCUGCUUUGAAAAGAGGUGGACUCCCAUGCCUGAACAACAAGGGAGAAGAAAACACUACAAAGAGAAGUCCAGAGUUCAUAUGGGCCUUGUAAACAGUUACGGGGAGGAUGAAGAACAGACAGCAUCUUCAGGCUGCGAUGAUGGGGUGAUUAAGCAGUUUGAGAACUCUGUGUCAUGCUCACAAAGUUUUCGAUCAGAAGUAUCUGAAAAAGCAACACCACCGGGCGUGGAGCAUAGACCCAAAUUCAACCAUUUGCUCUCCAGCCAUGAGGAGUACAGUACAGAGGUAUCUGAAUGCAAAGAUCUGGAUGGACUAAGCCAGCUGAGUUACCAAGACAACCUAUCCUACUGUGAAGAUGGCCAUGUAUCUGUUGAUUCAAGAACAACGUCUGAGAGUAGGGGCACUGGGCAGCAUAAAGGGACAAGGAUGGAGUGUGGCACUGCCGAUGGCGUUAGCCGGCAAGCCACGGAAGGACGUUUGGAAAUGGCAACGGCAUUUACGAACCGGGGAUUUGAAGUAAAUGAUGCCAUUGACAGCUCAUCAGCUUGGAGCCCUGAGGAACAUAAUGAAGUGAACAGUGUACCAGCUCAUCAUGGUGCUCAUGAGCCCAUCUGUAAAUGUGGUGAUCUAGAUGUCAUCUUCAACUAUAAAGUCUCAAGUCAAAAGCUUGUAGUAACUGUCUUUGAGGCCAGGAAUAUCCCAGACAAAGACCGCAGUGGUGUGAACACCUGGCAAGUGCACACAGUCCUGAUGCCUAGCAAGAAACAGAGGGGUAAGACAAGUGUUCAGAGAGGACCCGUCCCCGUGUUCAAGGAUAAAAUUACCUUCAGUAAGCUGGAGCCAGGGGAGUUAAGCACCCACGCCAUUCGCUUCCGCCUCUAUGCGGUGCACAAGAUGAUUGGAGAGAAGAUGAUGGGAGAGCAGUUGUUCUAUCUGAGCAACAUCAGCCAGGAGAGGGAAGUGAAGGUGACAUUGGUCUUGGAGCCGAGGAGUAAUUUGAGCAGUGCAGACUCUCAGCUUAGUCUAUCAGCAAUCUCUCACAGUGAUAGCGCUUCUUCAACACAGUCCCUGUCGCAUGGAGGGGUGCCAGAGCUGCUCGUGGGAUUGUCGUACAAUGCCACUACGGGGCGGCUGUCAGUGGAGAUGAUCAAAGGCAGUCAUUUCCGAAACCUCGCAAUUAAUAGGCCACCUGACACCUACGGGAAGCUCUGCCUGCUCAACUCUGUGGGUCAGGAGAUGUCUCGCUGCAAGACCUCCAUCCGCCGAGGACAGCCCAACCCUGUCUACAAGGAAACUUUCAUCUUCCAGGUUGCCCUCUUCCAGCUCUCUGAUGUCACGCUAAUGGUCUCCAUAUACAACAGGCGCAGCAUGAAGCGCAAAGAGAUGAUCGGCUGGAUUUCUAUGGGUCAGAACAGCAGUGGAGAGGAAGAGCAAAGUCAUUGGCAGGAAAUGAAGGAGUCGAAGGGGACGCAAGUCUGCAGGUGGCACACGCUGCUGGAGUCCUAGGGGUUAGCAGGGCAGCCUGCGGGUCCUGGGACUGUGGGCAGUCUUCCCUUGUCCUCAGUCAGCAGAAAACAGCUAUCCCAUGGCAAGCGCCAUGCUCUGACAGGUCGCAUACACUUUAAUCUGACUUUUCAGUGUCAGCAGUCAUGGGUAUUACAGGUGGCAAGGCCUGGGAAGCAAGUUCAGUUCUUGUCUUUCCAAGUUAUCCUGCGUUUUCUACAUCCAGAUAAUUAAACCUAAGGAGAAGCAAUGGGAAUACCUACAAAAUCCUUUCCUUGGUCAUUGUCUUGCUCAUUUUGUUGUAGGCUUAACCAUCACGGACUGAUUUUAAUGCUGUUUUCUUCUGGGGUAAACUCUUCCCUUCCUCCCCUUAUUUAUAUUAAUGAAGUUUGCAAAUAUUCUUGACACGCAGAUAGCUCACAGAAAGGCUAACCUGCAUGCAGAUCACGUUCUCUCCCUUUUAUUAUCAUAUUUCUAAGUCCUAGAAGUAAGCAUUUGAUACCACUGUAGACUGGAUGAUAUAUUUUUCAGCAGCAUGGGAAAACACUCUUGAAUUCUCUGUCAACUUUUAAGUGCCUAGACAUUACUACUGUUCUGUACUAACAAUUGAUAUUAGGACUAAACACUAUCAGUAUUUUUAAUUAGGCAUCCUGUGCACUUGUUAGCCUGCGUUGCCAUAGGUUUGCACGGGAGAUAACUAUCAUCACUUUUAUAUUGGAGUUAUACAAUGCAUGUGUAGAUGCUUACUCGAAGUUCAUGGCUUCUGUCAUCACAAAUACCAAAAAAGACCAGAACAAGCUGCACAUACACCUUUGUGCCUGAAUCACUCUUUCCUGCAUCAUUGUUUUGCCCAUGUGUUACUUUGGUUUUUAAAAGUGAGGUUCAUUCAGGAAAGCGUUUCUGUGAGCAUUACACAGGAAGGCUUUAGAUUCAUGGUUUCUCUGCAGUUCAGUUAAGCACAGCUCAGUUUGCUCAGGGCUCGUCUUCAAAUGUGCAAUCCUGUAAUAUCUGCUCGGGACCUGAAAGGGGACCGUUUUUGGCACACUGAGCAGUAGAGGGUGCCAGACCAUGUCACCUCGUCUUUGGGGCGAGCUCUCCUGCAGGCAAGGAGUAGGGUCCAGGGGACCCCCCUAAGGGGCUGCUGGCUCUGCUGAACUAAUGCCAGAGAAAAGUGUUACUCUUCCUGCCUCUAACUGCAAAUGUUGCAAGGAACAGGCUUGCUGGAAGAGGUGAUGACACUUCUAUGUAGUUACUUUUCAGACAGUAUUUUCUUUUCCAUUUUAAUCUUUUUUCCCCGACUCUGUGAGUUCAAGUCAUGGAGACAAUGAAUAGGGGGUGUGUCUUAGUCUGCUGCUUGACCACUGAAAGUUUACUGGGUGUGAGCUGUCGCGACGCUGUGUGCGACACAGAAGAGGGUGUUCAUCCUCUAGUGCAGUGCUGGUGUGUAGACAGUAAGGUGCUGCCACCUUCAAAUGCUGUCAGCUGCCCAAUUUCCUGUUCUCUGCGCUCUCUAGGAGAGGACUGGCAUUUCUCCACUCCUGCUGAUAGCAAGACACAGGAAAUAUUUUUCUUUAAAGGUUUGCCUGUACUGAAUCACUUCAUGUUUUGUUUUUGUCAUUUACUGAGACCUGGCACCAAAUUCUGCUUCCUACUGCACCACAGCUGUCUCCUUCCCUUCAGCGGUGCUGUGCAAAUCUAACUAGUGCAAGGUUUGGCACUGGCUGUUUGACCAAAACUGAGCCUGGGCGCUGGCUUGCAUCGCAUCCAAGCUAGCCAGACCCUGCAGGGCAGUGGUGUGAUACACACGGGUUAUCACUUGGUGUCCUACACACAGGCUUUGUCUGUCCUCAUGAGGCAGAUGGAAUAAUCUGCAUGUAGCAGGACUUCUGGUAUAGGUGAGACAAAUUAUUCUACACACCAUGGUUUUAUAUAUUCUUAUCACUUACCUCUCCAAGCAUCGUUUUUCCAGUGAGACCGGUGGGUAUGCUAUGGAGGAGGGUUGCCCUCCACUGCCUAGGGAAGCUAGCGUAAUAUCUGGCUUUGCUCUACUGGGGCUUUGUGUCACAAAGCAGGAUCUAACCCAAAUAACAGCUCAGCAAACAAAUACAUUUUUGACUGCACUGUUAAUGCUGCUGUAUUACCAAUGCGAGAUUAAAUGAGCAUUUGAGUGGUAGCCAGCAGAAUAGAAAUGGGUUUUUAUCAUGUACUUUUCUUCUGCGAAAAAAGUAGAGGAAACAGCCCAAAUCAAACAGUGCAUUUGCUGGUUUCAGUUGUUUUCCAAUCUCUGAGUCUUUUUUCCUGAACUGCGUCAAAUGUAUAUACAAGUGUUUAUAAGUAAUCUUAUUACCUGGGAUGUGUAUGUAUAAUAAAUUUACUGAGAUUCUCUUCAUAACUUCUUUAACCUGCAAAGUGUUGCUUAUGCUUAAUGAUUAGCUAAGGGAAAUGUGUAAGUUGAUAGUACGUUUCAGCAGUGAACUGGAGAUAACCCAGAUUUAUAAUAGUGUGAUUAAAAAAAAACCUUGGAAAAGUUAAUUUUAAAAAGCAAUGAAGCAAACUGGUUUUGGACUUCCAUGCUGUUUUCACAUCAAGAUCUUUUCUGAAGAUACAGCAUUAAAGGAAUUGAAUUUUAAUAUAUAAUUUCAGUGUAGAAUAUUAGGAGUCAGAGGAAAGCAAGUGAAAAUAGCUUUCUUAGAGUAAGUUAAUAUCUGAGCACAUUUUAAAACUUUGCUUUCAGAUAGAAGCAGGUUGCUGCAUCACUGCAAAAUUUUGGCCUGAUAUUUUACCAGAAAAACUUGGAGGGAAGGGAAAAGGGGUGAGACGAGGGGAGCACUGUUUUUUUGGAGCUGCGGCUGAACCUGUUGGUGCAUCCACGUGGAGCAGUGCAUUUGUGAGGUUCAUUAAGCUCCUACAGAAGCAAUGGAGGAAUUCAGGAGUCUUGGGGUGAACACAGUGAUGAGGGUGCUCAUGCUUGCUCGCCAUUUUGGGGGGAUUUUUGUUGAUUUUGUGGUUUCUUUUGCUUUUCAGUAUUGACACUCUGUGAAGUGAAGGCUUUGCAGCAGCUCCACCGUAUUCCAGAGCUCCCGUAAUUCUUUCCAUUGACAGAUUGAAUUAAUCAUUGCUAAUAUUGAUACAGGCUUGGCUUGUGCUCAUGGUCUUUCUUAUGUAAAUACCACUGCCCUUUCAGUCACUGCUUUAACCCCUUGUUUCCUUUAGAAAUGGCUGACAAGACUGAAUUUCCAGAAAGAUUUCCAUUCCCUGGGAAUCGUGACUUGCAGUUGGCUCCCAGCUGGCCAUAGUUGAUAGAAUUGGGGCCCUGUGCUCCACUGGCCUCCGCUCACAUGGGUGCUGAUGCUGAUACUUGAUCUCUGCUUCUGUGGGGCUCCAAGAGGGGGGGAGAGCCGUGGGACAUUCAGCGUGCGGGAAAGCAGCGGCUGCCCUGGUUCUGGGACUGCUUGGGCACUUGCAAGUCCAGAUUAUGGAGGUUCCUAAUGCACUCAUGUUUUCUAAGAUAAUUCAUCCCCUUUUGACAUCACUGCCUUGUAGCUUAUUUGAAUUUUCUUCUCUUGGGGAAAAAAGAAAAAAAAAAAAAGCCUGAAACCCCACGAAACUAUUGUGUGAGAAGGAGCUAACUGCACUGGCAUAAGCCCAGGAUGUGGUGGGCAAGUGCUCUGGAUGCAUCUCUAUCUCAAACAGCAUUGUUCAGCUGGUUGCAGUCUGUUCCUCUCUUGGUGUCUCUCCAGCCAGCAUGCCCCUGUCCUGCUAGGCUCUGUGCUGUUACUUUAUUUUUUGUUUUUAACGUGUAUCAACAACAGAACGGAAUGAUCUCCCCACAUUUAUAUUCCCUGACUUUCAACUGAUGCCCACAGAAACGAGUACCUCUUUUAGCCCAUGGACCUACAGCUGUAGCUUACUGAAGUGCCCAUUUGUAAAGGCUUUACCUGGAUGGUCUGCUAUGUCAUUUGAUUUGUUUGGGUUUCUUUUUUACAUAUGUCUUUAAUUACCUGAACCAUGCUGUGGGCAGCUCACUCCUGUCGCUCUGGCUUCUCUGUGUUUCCCUCGCAGGGCAAUAUGAGUUGUGCAGCUCCUGGGGCACACGAACAAUACUUGGAUAUAUUCUUAGCGGCUGCAGAUCCUGAGAAGUUAUUUGGUGCUUUGCAAAGUGGGCUGAUCUUCAGUCAUGAAUGUCUGUAGAUGAUCUUGGACACACAGAACCAAAGGCUGCCAGCUGCUGUUGAUCAGCUCUCCAGCAUAAAGGCUAGGGUGGCAGCUCGGCAGAGGAACAGGCGUUUCCUCUGGUGGCAGUUCAUUUUCUCCUUCAGUUGAAGCUGGUCCUUGGUGACCUUGGAGUUAGUGUGCCUGCAGAGCUUUCUUUCCACUCCCAUAUUUAUCAUCAUCUUUAAUCUGUAUGAUCACUGCACUUCAUCUCUCUGCCUCUCAGCUGCCUUCUGCCCUUCACCACAAAAGGUGGACAGGAAGGCUGAGCAAAGAAUGUGGCCUUCCCUAUCGCAUUAUCCCAGGGCUCAAGGGAAGCUGACUCCUGGAGAGGUCAUCUUCAAGUUACGAUGCUCAUUGUCAAGACCUUGCCUCCCUGAUCUCUAGUCCGCUUGUGGAGUUUGAAGCUUGUUGGUUGGGCUGUGAUAAUUUAGUAAUCACAAAGUAGUGACACCCUUUCACCUCAGUGUGGACUGAGUUAAUGACAGAGGAAACAACCUGUUCUGUAUUUGCUUUCUUCUGUUUUUGUUUUUUUUUUUUUUUUUUGGUUUGUUUUUUUUUUUUUUUUUUUGUAAGCAUUGUGUUCUCUAAAAGGACAACAGAGCCUGAAGGAAUUAGUAUGCAGGAGCAUCCACUUUCCAUUUAAAAUGUAUUAAGUGUGAAGUUUGCAACUAUGGUUUGAGGGGGGGAAAAAAAAAAACAACAAACAAAUAAUAAAAAAACAGCCAGAACAGCCAGGGUUUGUAGAAGAGCUCACACUUUGAAUGAGGCAGGUUUUUCCCUUCAGUGUGCGCUACCCCAGCAAAUACGUUCUCAUACCCCAGGCAGUGACGCUGGCUUCCAACUGAUCUGCUUCUGUGAUAAAAGCAGGCAGAAGCUGACAGAUCCUAAAGCCUGGAAAGACAUACAGGAUAAUUCAGCAUAGCUGGUUUGAGUGUUUAUUUGGAAUCUGGUGCAGAUUUAACAAGCUGUCAUGCAAGAAAUGAAAACCCCAAGCAGUGGCUGGGGAGGCGGUGGGGAGGGAAGGCUCUCAGUGUGCUUGUGCUGUGUAGAGCUGAGAGUUUGCUAACUCUGUACUCCAGAAAGCAGCACAGCCAGGCUGCAGUGGCAUCAAGCCUGAGGUGAAACCCGGUUUCUCUGCAUGAUUCCUGAGCUCCAGAUCUGCUGAAGGCACACAGCUUUUUUUCUUUUUUUUUUUUUUUUCUUCCAGUGCAGAGUGAGCUUGUGUCUUCCUGCAGCCUAUGCUGUAGGCCUUAAGAAAUGAGUGUGUAAAUAUUUUGUCUCUCACAGCAGCCCAAGGUCAUCUUUCUGGAACAGCAAACAGGCACAGAAUCCAAAGAAGAUCAGUCUGUCAUGUGAGUAAGGUUAGCAUCUGCACUUACAAAUGACAAAGGCUAUUAAUCCUCAUGCUGUAAUCCCCAAGCUGUUUGCCAGCUGGCAGCAGGAAGAUGUUCCCGCUCAACCCACACAGCUAUCCAUGUUUUUUCACCUUUAUGAAGCAGAUAUAGGUCAAUACUGUAGCUUGGAUAAAGAACUUGGUAGAUACCAUUCAUCUCUUCUGGCGUUACAAUCCCUCUCUUCUCCACACAAGCCAUCUGUACAAACGAGGGUGUAAGAGGAUUGCUGCAGGCUGGGCUCUCCCUGUGCUGCUCCCCCAAAAUAGAAGGAUGAAGGUGAGAUUUUUUUUUCCCUCCUCUGCUCCUGAGUUUGUCAUGGCAGGAUGAAUUUUAAGAACUUGCUGCAGAGCUGAACAGCCCAAGAAAAGCUCUGUCACUAGACAGGUCUUUAUACACAGAGCAGGGAAAACCCAGUGCUUGUAAAAGGCAGAUAAAUGUCCCAUGUUGAGACUUUUUGAUCCUAAUUUGGGAACAUGCAUGGGAUUUGGCCGUUGCCCAUCACAGGGACCAAAACCCCUGAAUCCUGUGAAGUACCACUGAUGAAGCACAAGGAAGCCUGCCACUUGACAGCAAUGCAGACAGGCUGUGAUAAUCCAUACGAUCUUACACGACAAAGAACUGUGCACUCACCAUGUUGCAUCCAGUGAGCAUUAGGCAGCUGAGGUUGGAAAAGGUUGAAGGCACCCAAGAGCCAGAUGGGAGCUAUGAAGCUCCAUUCAGACCUGUUAGUCACUUGUCUCCUUUAGAAAAUUGGAAAGCAAAUUGUUGGGUUUUACUCAACAAAAGUGAUUUAACAGAAACCGCAGAUCCUUGGGCAGCUGCAGGUGUGAGGAAGUGAGGACAUCACCUCUUGGCUCUUGCAUUUCCUCCCAGCUGUAAAUGGGUGACCACUGAAUAGAUAGCAAAUACUCUGGCAGUGUCUAUCCCCUGUAAUGUCAUACCCAGUGUGGGCUGAUCUCGUUGAGUAACAAGAGACAAAAAGCUGAUCUAGGCCACGGGUGAAGAACGAGAAGGAUUCAGGAUUCAGACAAAAGCUAUAUUCUUUCCUGACUCCCACAACCAUUAAUUAGCCUUGACCUCCAGGGAAGGCAUUUUACUGUGCCAAAUACUUCCCUCUCCCUUAAUUUCUCAGACUUGGGAGAACGUUGCAAAUCUCUCUCUUCAUUAGCAGCUGGGAAAAAUCAUACAAUUUUUCCAGCUUUCCUCACCCCUGUUAUGACCUGUUAACGGUUUCCAGGUGCUUUUCCUUCAUGCUGUCUCCAUCAUUGCAUCUCCCAUCCUCUCAUUAGUGUCUAUAGUGCUCUGCUCCAAGUCAGGUCCAUGCCUCAUAGCAAUAUUUUAUGUUCACGGUGCUCAGGAUAAAACCUAUCCUCCAAUCUCUUCCUGUUACUACGUGGCACCUCAAGCACAAGUUUUCCAAUUAAACUGGUACCACAUCUCUCCCGUGGUCCUCUGCUGGCAUCGCUGUGGUUUUUGUCCUGCUGUAUUCUCAGCUGUAACCACUUCAUUGACUUUUUCCCAGCAGAGGGUUUUGUUUGUCGAGAAGAGUAAAUGAAGUAAUCAUUUGGUAGACUUACCAUUUAAAUACUGCGUGGCAUUUAUAUGUGUGUAUAUAAAAAUGUUUUUUUGUGGUAGAGUGCUCCCAGGCAUUUGCAUGAAGCACAUCUCAAUGUGUAUUUGACUGUUGAUUUAAAUGUCCUGUAUAUAGUAAGUUAUUUUUAGUGUGCACUGGUGUUCUUUCUUAUAUUGGAACGAUACACCAUUUCUGACAGGUAUGAGUAUUUGUUGUCCCACCACUGCACUCCCAGCUGGACACUGGCGAUGGGGUGGCUGGGGUGUGUGUGUGCAUCUCCUCUUCCCCCGCGCGCCCGGUCACGCAGCGGUCCUUCCCCGGCCUCCCCCCGCUGCCGGGGAGCGCGGCCGCAGGGCAGCGUUGUAAGCCCACUUCCUGCAUCUCCCUCCGGGUGUUUAGUAGAAUAAUCCACCCUUCAGGUUUUUCCUUUCAUUGCUCUCGUAUCCUCGGCACAGACCGUGGGCAGGUAGCGAGCAGGUUGGUUUUCUGAGUAAUUCAGCCCCGUGGCUGAGGGUACGUCAAGAGUAAUAGAGAUCUCGGAUCUCCUUUCCCAGCCUGAGAUGUACAAGCACAAAAUUUAUCUAUAAAUUGAUGACCUUAAAUAAUAACAGUACAGACAAAUUAAUAAAAAUGCUGGGUCCCUAACUUCUGUCGGUACAAAAGCAAGGCUUCUAGAGCUUGAAUUUAUUGCUGAAUUAUUUUUAUGAUAAAUACAUCUAUAAAAGGAGAAUUGCUCAUACUGUGAAGGUUAUAAGAAACAAAUUCAUAUACCCUUUUCACUUUUGUAAAGUUCAAAGAUAUGCACUGAAAAUUGUACCUUCAAUCUAGUUAAUAAAUGGCUGAUAUUGACUGGUGAGGCCACCGGAAUGGUAUGAGCAUCAGUUCACUUGCUCUGUGUGUGAUUGAAAGAGAUAUCCGAAGUGCAAAACUGUGAUAAAAAAGAUGAAAAAUACGAUGAAAAGAUGUUUGGAUAUUCAACAGGAAGAGUGGUAUGGGUUUAUUCUUAGCUUUUCAUGUACUUGACAAUGAAACAUUUUUAUUCUACUUAAGUGCUAACGUGCAUGAUCAUACAAUAUAUUGCCUUUCGCUAAUUAUAUGCUGCGUUAGGAAUACUAAUGUCUAGAUGAUAUCUGACUGGAAAAAAAAAAAGCUGCAUCUUCUGCAGAAUUCUGAGCUGAAAUUAUCCACACACACAUACAACCAUCCACACCUUAGAAACAGUCUUAUUUUGUUAUGGUGAACGCUGUUGUUACAGGUUUUUAUCAAUAAAAUAGAAGCAGAUGGCUCAUGUAGACAUGCAAAA
This is a messenger RNA of Tyto alba (common barn owl), 10140 nucleotides long. It is a transcript of the gene SYT16, whose product is annotated as synaptotagmin 16. The record is from RefSeq and is a predicted model, not a curated record. Lineage: Eukaryota; Metazoa; Chordata; Aves; Strigiformes; Tytonidae.